AUGAACACUCUCCGUGUCGCUCGCGCAGCCCUUAGGGCUCGUCCCGCAGCCAUGCGGCUCCCUAUUCAACCCCUUCAGCGAAGGACCUACGCUGAAGCUGCAUCGGACAAGAUCAAGCUGAGCUUGUCUCUCCCUCAUCAGUCUAUAUACAAGUCCCAAGAUGUUGUUCAAGUCAACAUCCCCGCCGAGUCUGGAGAAAUGGGUGUUCUUGCCAACCACGUACCUUCGAUUGAGCAAUUGAAGCCAGGUCUGAUCGAAGUCGUAGAGGAGACCGGUAGCAGCAAGCAAUUCUUCCUCUCCGGUGGUUUUGCCGUCGUGCAGCCCAACUCAGUUUUAAGCAUCAACGCUGUUGAGGGAUAUCCUCUUGAAGAUUUCAGCGCAGAAGCUGUUAAGGCACAAAUCGCCGAAGCACAAAAGGUUGCGAAUGGUAGCGGAAGUGAGCAGGACAUUGCGGAAGCCAAGAUUGAGCUAGAGGUUCUAGAGAGCUUGCAAGCUGUUCUCAAAUAG
This is a messenger RNA of Daldinia childiae, 507 nucleotides long. RefSeq names its product ATP synthase subunit delta, mitochondrial. Gene Ontology annotation, molecular function: proton-transporting ATP synthase activity, rotational mechanism. Gene Ontology annotation, biological process: proton motive force-driven ATP synthesis. The record is from RefSeq and is a predicted model, not a curated record. Lineage: Eukaryota; Fungi; Ascomycota; Sordariomycetes; Xylariales; Hypoxylaceae. The transcript is spliced from 5 exons. The coding region runs from base 1 to 507 and encodes 168 amino acids.